GUGUUUGAAGGUACGAUUGUCCCUUUCACUCUUUUUUGAGUCAUUGAGUGAGAUUGCGAAAGAACAACGCUGGUUGUAAUUCCGAGCCCAGCGACGAGAUGCUUCGCCCUUCCCCUCGAGAUCAGGAGCAGCAGCGGUAGCACGAUCAGCAGGAGUCGAUCCUGAUCCCACUCCCGAUCCCGCGAGGAAGGGCCGCUCGGGGCGGGGUCGGGGUGUGCAGACGACAAGGGGACGACGGGCCAAGUCGCUGUCGCACUGUUUCAGCGAGGGGACAAAACCCUCCCCGCCUCUCUCUCUAGUCUCUAGGCUCUGGGAUGGAAGUGGAACUGCAGCGAGAACAACGGUAGUAGCUGGGCCUGGGGGCGAGAUCGCUGCCGGACCAGCUUGUCCAUCCGCUCUCGCUCCUCCUGUAUGUAUUGUUUCUGUCCGUUGCAGUUGCUUUUGGCAGUGACAUCAAGAAUGAGCAGUAGCUGCCGAGGGAGUUGAGCGAGAGAGAAAAGGGUUACGUGAGAGGCGGUUCGUCAGGCGUCGAGGAGUAAGCAUCGGUGGCAUUACGGCCAUGGCGUCAAGAGGAGAUUUGAACCUAAACCUCACGCCGGCCCCGGAGUACGAAGAACACUUGAAGGAGGGAUUGAAGUACGCCAUGGUUCAGCACGAGAUCCUCUUCAAGCAUCAGGUGAGGGAGCUUCAUCGCCUCUAUUGGAUUCAGAAAAGAUUGAUGAACGAGGUUAGCUGGAGACAAACUGUGUCCACUUCAGUUCACGAGGAGGUGCCUGCGGUAGAUUCAAUUGAGUUUGUUAGCGAUUCUGCUGAUGAAAUUGUGAAUGCAUCCACAGAAGAAACUAGGUCUGGGCUCUAUCAAUAUGCUUUGGCUACAGGUCAUUUCAAAGUCAACUUCAUUUCUACAGAAGCUACGGUCAAUAAGGCAUCAGAUGUAAAAGUGGUAGAAUAUACUGAUAAGAAAAAGGCUCAUCCUAAAUCUACUGCUUCUGAUAUCCCAUCUAUGGAAAUUAGAAUGCUGAAUGAGUCUGGUCAUAGGCCAUUGGAGAAGUAUGCACAUUCAGAAAAUUUGGCUGAAAAAUGGAGAAACAAUAAAUUCAUUGACUCAGAUACAGUUCUUCUGUCAGGAUUAGAACAUGGAGGUCCUCAAUCUGUUAAUUCACCAACUGAGAAGCAACAAUCAAAAUACAAACUUACUUUUAUCGACCUGAACAUAGCCCAAGAUUAUGACUUUGUUAAUAGUUUUGCAAAUACUGUGGAAGCAUCUACUUCGCCAUCCACAAGAUCCACAAUUGUUAUCAAUGGAGCUGAUUUGAGUGUGUCAAAUAUUUACUCAAAAGGAUCGACCAGCACAGUGCAGCCUGGUUUUGUAUCUCCUGAUUUGAGAAAUUCAAGGGAAAGGAUUGCCAAUUCAUUGCAUCAUGAUCUUAAUAUUUCUUAUCUUUCUUCAGCACAAACUUCUGUACAAAGCAGUAAUGCCAUUGAUCAUAUAAAUUACAAAGGUGUAGACAAUGAAUUUCUCACACCUAGCAUCAGGAAUCCCGAGGAAUGUUGCAAAAACUCGGUUGAAAGUAUUGCUAAAGCCAACAAGAUGGGAACUCAGCACAGUUCAGAUGGACCCAUACUUGAAGAGUUACAUAAACAUGGAAAAGGACAUACUUUUUCAGUGUUGGACCAGCCAACUAUUUCUGAUAGCAGAACUAUGAUUCCAGUUUCCUGCAGUUAUUUGGAAAAUAAUUGCUUACAUGCACCAGCUGAGAGUACCAAUUUACCACCAAAUACAGGAGGUUUGGAAGAGAAAAUGUCACGAAAAGAAGAGAGCGAAGAAGAUACCUUAUCAAGUCAUGCCAAAGUCGCACAUGGAGAGCAACAAGAUGAACCUGAGUCCCCUAGUGUGGCCAAGAUCAAUCACUUUGAAUGUGCAUUAGAGAACAGAAGUUUAGCAAAUAAGGUAGUUGCCUCCAAUUCUGAGUAUUCUGCAACUGAAUUAGAUAUUUCUAGCAACAAAGCUCAACCUUUUGAAGACUGUGAAGCACCCUUCAACAUAGAGGAGAGAGCAUGCCAUUUCUAUAGAUCUCAAUCUAAAGUCUAUUUGAACCAAAAGCUAGCUCAAGUGGUAUCGAAUGAUCAUAUUGUUGCAGCAGCAAAGACUCUUCUUUCUUUAACGAAUCAAUACACCAUGGAUCAUCUUGGUGACAGGAAGACUGAAUCAGAAUCUGAAGAAAGCAAGGAUCAACCUCAGUCCUCUGAGGAUUCUUUUGAGACAGUAACUUUGAAGCUGAAGGAAAUCAGAGAUUAUGGAAGCUUGGUCUGUGAUAAACAAAUAGACAAAGAUGGUAGGAAGGUCAUAAGAGGGUGUAAGCUACGAAGGGGACUACGGGAUUUUCAAAAGGAUAUAUUGCCAGGAAUUAUAUCUCUCUCAAGGCAUGAAAUAUGUGAAGAUCUUUAUGCCAUUAAGUAUGAGCUGAGAAAGAACCCCUCUAGCAGGAAUUCGGAGGAAGCUUGUUUACUUCCUACUAGAAGUAGACGAUCAAGGCCCUAUAACAUCAGUAGAAGGUGUUGAUGGUUUCAGAGAGCUAGAAAUGGAGAUACGUGGAAAACUGUUGUUGCCGUCCCCAUAUGUGCAAAGAUUUGUGAUCGAACAUUGCACAAAGGAACAUCUGCUUGAUGGCUAACGAGACCAAGAGCUGCUUUGGAGGAAUAGCUAAUCAGAUCCUCGUAGAAGAAACUUGAGGUGGCUGGAAUGUGCCCUCCGGACCACCUUCGGCCCUUGGGUCAAAAUUUUAAGUUGCAUCAAGAGAUGUUAAACGACUCAGAGAUGAUCUUUGAUAAAAUAUCAACUGUCCCGUCCCUAACAUGUUUCUUACUGUAAAGUUAUAAUAUACUAACUAGAUUGUUGUUGGUCUGGAACAAAAGCAUUUGGUGAGUAUGCAGUUGAGCAUCACUUGCGGUGUUAUAAAACUAUAUCAGGUUAGAUAACAUGCAGCAUUUUUUUUA
Molecule: messenger RNA, 2997 nt
Organism: Zingiber officinale
Lineage: Eukaryota; Viridiplantae; Streptophyta; Magnoliopsida; Zingiberales; Zingiberaceae
Exons: 6
Coding region: 560-2563 (667 amino acids)
Source: RefSeq, a predicted model, not a curated record